Messenger RNA from Pelagomonas calceolata, 786 nucleotides. The record is from the annotation of a GenBank genome assembly. Lineage: Eukaryota; Pelagophyceae; Pelagomonadales; Pelagomonadaceae.
AUAAAUAAAUAAAUAAAUAAAUAAAUACUAGUGCGACACACUCUAGUUUGCGCGUAGGGUUUUGGGGAAAGGGACCCGUACUCGACCUACGUCCUCCACUCCGACAUCAAACCGGAGUCGGUGAAACGACACGCAAACGCGGGGGCCUCGAGGACUAUGGUCCAGCAGUUAGGACAGCCAUUUCACGCCGAUCUACAACCGGUUUUAGCACCGUUAGAGACUCCAUUCGACGACUUGCCUAUGCUGGUAAAGGAAAAACAAGAUAGGAAAAAUGACCUAUUAGCGUCCCGCGGCGCGUCGCGGAUGGUACACGUAGCUAUGCGUGAAUUAUUUUGACGUGACGUCGACCGCUACACGUAGAUCCCCAACGACCUCGGUCCAGCGAGAGCGCAGUGCGCCCUGGACCACCCGCGGCCGCGUCGAAACCAAUAUUUCGCCCCACGGACUUCUCUUCUUUAAUGGACUCUGGCAACGUUACAUUUCAUCAAGGUGCGUGGUCUAUCCUACUAGUUUUCUGCAGCGCCGAGCCGAACAACGCCGAGUCUUUGCUCCUCCGUGCGUACAUCCUCGCGCCGGCCGCCAGUGCAUCGCCCUAACCAAACGAAAAGCGUGUCGUGCGUCGUUGCUGUGGGCGAAACGCCGACGAGGUGGCGCUGUUUGGAGCAGCCUGAAGAGCACUAAGGCUGGGGAGUUUAAGACAAAGCUAAAGAUAAAUCACUUGCGAUCGAGCCCCGGGCCUCCUGAGCUCGCGGGUUUCUACGUCGACAGCCAUUUUGGGGGCACUCU